AUGGCAAAGUCUUGGAUCUGUUUUUUUAUCAUAGAUACCAGAGAUCUUCUACAUACAAAGACGAGAAAGGAUGAUACGAUCGAACAGAUAAAAGUUCAAACCGGAACUCUCCGAUCAAAUUAUACUUCUAUCACGGUGGACAACACCCUUAGUCUGGCUCAUUCCCUUGUCCAAAUUACGUGCCAAGACCACAAAGGUCUUCUUUAUGACAUAAUGAGAACUCUCAAAGACUACAACAUUAAGAUUUCGUUCGGGCGUUUCACUACAAAACCUCGACGAAAAUGUGAGAUAGACUUGUUCAUCAUGCAAGCAGAUGGAAAAAAGAUAGUUGACCCUAACAAGCAGAGUUCUUUGUUGUCGCGCCUUAGAACGGAACUAUAUCGUCCACUAAGAGUAGCUGUUGUGAGCCGAGGCCCUGAUACCGAGCUUCUAGUUGCAAACCCUGUCGAGUUGUCUGGCGAAGGACGACCUCUAGUUUUUUAUGAUAUUACACUUGCUCUCAAAAUGCUCGAAAUUUGCAUCUUUUCGGCUGAAAUCGGGAGACACUCGAUCGGAGACCGGGAGUGGGAAGUUUAUAGAAUCUUGCUCGACGAAGGGGAGGGUUUGUCUGUUCCGAGGAACAAGAUUGAGGAGGGAGUUUGGAAGAUGUUGAUGGGUUGGGAGUGA
Molecule: messenger RNA, 666 nt
Organism: Vicia faba (fava bean)
Lineage: Eukaryota; Viridiplantae; Streptophyta; Magnoliopsida; Fabales; Fabaceae
Source: the annotation of a GenBank genome assembly